AUGCGCAGACUGAAGAAGCAACGCACCCAAUUGGAGAGAGAUUUGUCAAGGAAGGAACUUGAAAUGCAAGAUCUGAAGAAUUCAGUCGCUGUUGAAACCAAAGAUUCACCUACAUCAAGUGUUGAUGAGCUACAUCUAGAAAUCAUGAAAUCGCGAGAAGAGAUAUCGGAGAAAGAAUCCUUGCUGGAAAAGCUUGAAGACAGCUUGAGAGAAGCUGAACUAAAGGCUAAUGAACUUAAAGCUUCAUUUGAAAAAUUAUAUGAGUCAGCUAAGGCUGAAAUUGACGCCUUAGAGGAAGCAGAGAAUGAGCUAAAAGAGAUUGAAAAAGAACUCCAGUCCGCAGAAACGGAAAAAAACCAUUAUGAAGGUUUAAUGAAGGACAAGGUCUUAGCUGAUAUUAAAGUGGCUGAGGCUAAAUACGAGGAGCUUGAAGUCAAGCGUCAGGAAAGUAAUGAGAAGGCCUCCAUAAUUUGUCCUGAGAGUGAGAUAACUGCUUUGGGUCCCUGGGAUCAAGAGGCAACUCCUUUGCAGCUUAGUGCUCAGAUUAACAAGAUAAAUCAUAGACUGAAGCGAGAACGCGAAAAGUAUCCUGAAUCGAUUGAUGACCUCAGGACUAUGCACGAGGAAAAAGAACAUAUGAUUGGGAAGAAACGCAAAAGUUACAAAAGCUUACGAGAAAAAGUCAAGGUAUGCCAAGAUGCGGUGGAUUCACGGUGGAGGAAGCUCCGUAGAAAUAAAGAUAAUCUGAAGAGCGAAUUAACUUGGCAAUUCAACGCUCGUUUAAAAAAUAAAGGUAUCACUGGACACAUAAGAGUCUCUUAUGAAGACAAAACUCUGUCCAUGGAGGUUAAGAUGCCUCACGAUGCAUCAAGCAGUGUUGUUCGAGACACUAGAGGGCUUUCAGGUGGAGAACGGUCUUUCUCGACGUUAUGCUUCGCAUUAGCUCUUCACAAUAUGACUGAGGCCCCAUUUCGAGCAAUGGACGAGUUUGAUGUCUUUAUGGACGCAGUUAGCAGGAAAAUCAGCUUGGACACAUUGGUUGAUUUCGCAUUGGAGCAAGGUUCACAGUGGAUGUUCAUCACUCCUCAUGAUAUCAGUAUGGUGAAGUCACACGAGAAGAUAAAGAAGCAACAAAUGGCUGCUCCUCGUUCUUAA
Messenger RNA from Microthlaspi erraticum, 1155 nucleotides. Lineage: Eukaryota; Viridiplantae; Streptophyta; Magnoliopsida; Brassicales; Brassicaceae. The record is from the annotation of a GenBank genome assembly.